Molecule: messenger RNA, 3490 nt
Organism: Phyllopteryx taeniolatus (common seadragon)
Lineage: Eukaryota; Metazoa; Chordata; Actinopteri; Syngnathiformes; Syngnathidae
Gene: mat1a
Product: methionine adenosyltransferase 1A
Exons: 11
Coding region: 468-1682 (404 amino acids)
Biological process (GO): S-adenosylmethionine biosynthetic process
Cellular component (GO): cytosol
Molecular function (GO): ATP binding; methionine adenosyltransferase activity
Source: RefSeq, a predicted model, not a curated record
GACGAGCAUGUUGAUGAUGAAGAAAUGGUCUUGAGUGUGUCCACAGCAGAGCAGAGCCUCAGGCUGCACGAAAAACAGCUCGCGGCCCACGAGGGGUUAACGGACGGUCACCACUUGCACUCGAGCCCUCCCAUCGACCACCACUCCCCCGUUUCUCCUGGAAUGGACUAUCCCACGGAUUCACAUGACGCGUGCAUACGUGUGUGUGCGUGAGCCCACGUAUCUAUAUAAAGGAGCAUGUGGGCUCGGACGUGGAGUUCAGUAGCCCAGAACUUGUGUUGGCUGCCUCGCUCUCCCACAGAAAAAAAAAGACAAGCAGCGGGAAUAUAAACUUGUCAAAGAUCAGGACUGCUCGCCUGUGGGAACUCAGGAAACCCUUCCGCACGAUCCUCCCCCCACCCGCCCCCCACCCCAAACACACACUCACACACUGCCCAAAGCGGCCCCCCGUAAGCAAAAAACGCAAAAUGGGUGAUCUGCCGGAGGACGGCUCGUUCAUGUUCACGUCGGAGUCUGUGGGAGAGGGACAUCCAGACAAGAUCUGCGACCAGAUCAGUGACGCCGUCCUGGAUGCGCACCUCAAGCAGGACCCCGAUGCCAAAGUGGCCUGCGAGACGGUGUGCAAAACGGGCAUGGUGCUGCUCUGUGGCGAGAUCACGUCCCGCGCCAACGUGGACUACCAGAAGGUGGUCAGGGACGCCAUCAAACACAUCGGCUACGACAACUCCGAUAAAGGUUUCGACUACAAGACGUGUAAUGUCCUGGUGGCUCUGGAGCAGCAGAGUCCAGACAUUGCCCAAGGUGUCCAUGUGGACCGCAAGGAGGAGGACAUCGGAGCCGGAGACCAGGGUCUGAUGUUCGGCUACGCCACGGACGAGACGGAAGAGUGCAUGCCGCUCACCAUCGUCUUAGCCCACAGGCUCAACUCCAAGAUGGCCGAGCUCAGACGCAACGGCAUCAUCCCCUGGCUGCGCCCCGACUCCAAAACCCAGGUGACGGUGCAUUACGACCAGAAAGAUGGCGCCGUGAUCCCGCGGAGAGUCCACACCAUCGUCAUCUCGGUUCAGCACGACGACUGCAUCUCCCUGGAGGACCAGAAGAAGGUCCUCAAGGAGAAGGUAGCGCGUUGGAUUGGAUGUCCCUGGACUCGUGUUAAGCAGAAUUUGCAGGUGAUCAACGCGGUGGUCCCCGCCAAGUACCUGGACGACAAGACCAUCUACCACCUGCAGCCCAGCGGCCGCUUCGUCAUCGGGGGCCCUCAGGGAGACGCCGGCGUCACGGGCCGCAAGAUCAUCGUGGACACGUACGGGGGUUGGGGGGCUCACGGGGGCGGCGCCUUCUCCGGCAAGGACUUCUCCAAAGUGGACCGCUCGGCCGCCUACGCCGCCCGCUGGGUGGCCAAGUCUCUGGUCAAGGCCAAGCUGUGCAGGAGGGUCCUGGUGCAGGUGUCGUACGCCAUCGGUGUGGCUCACCCUCUGUCCAUCUCGUUGUUCACGUACGGCUCGUCCAGCAAAACCGAAUCGGAGCUGCUGCACAUCGUCAACAAGAACUUCGACCUGAGGCCAGGCGUCAUCGUCAGGGAACUUCAGCUGAAGAGGCCCAUCUACCAGCAGACGGCGACCUACGGCCACUUCGGUCGGCCCGAGUUCAGCUGGGAGGCCCCCAAAAGGCUGGUCCUCUAAGCGCUCCAUGUCCUCACAGCAAAUACUCCUGGAGGACAUGGACUAACCCAAAACCAAUCAAACCAAAGUUCUAUAUAUAUAUAUAUAUAUAUAUAUUACAGAAGGGGCUGAGAAACAAAAUGUGAAGAGACGUAACGUGAAGGACAUCUAAUGGGAACAAAGACAUCCAUCCUAUUAAAUCGUUGCGUGGUGCUUUUUUUUUUUUUUAUAAAUUCAUAAUCACAAACACCUCAAUGCUAUAAGCGUACAACACUUCCACGUGGGAGAUUCUUUUUUCGAACAACUAUUAGUGUAAUUACUGCUUCAACCAAAGCUUCACUUCUCAAUCUGUGUUUUUUUUAAAAAAAAUUAAAUGUGUGUGCUGCCAGAAAGCUGGUCACAAUCAUCACGGUGCUCCAACAAACAGGUCAAGAAAACGUCUAUAAGCAUGUUACAACCAAACACUUCAAAACAGCCUUUCAGUGGGCUACAUAUGCCUACCCCUAUACAGCCAUGCAAAUGGAAAACAAACCUAAAAAUCCCCUCAAAUGGCACAAAUGCUCAUAUUUAAUAAUGCGCCUAAAAGUUCCUGUUGAGCAGCUCCUACAGGUUGCUAAAUGUUUUGGUUUUUUUUUUUGCCAUUCAAUUCUAACAAAAAAAAAAAAACGAAACUAAAAAUCCUCCUAAAUGCCAAAACCGCUCAUAUUGAAUAAUGCCCCUUAAAAAAAGUUGUUGUAUGCACCUAAUACUUAUUGUCCUCAAAAGUUGCCUUUGUUUUUGCCAUGCAAUUCAAAAAAAUAAAAUCUAGUCACAAAAUAUAUUGAAUAGUUUUUUCCACACAAUUGUAAAGCAAAUGAAACGGAAAUUGUCCCCUCAUAUUCCCACAAACGCUUAUUUAAUAACGUCCCAAAAAAGUUGCUUUGUGCCUUUGUUUUUGUCUAGCAACUCCAAAAACAAAUGAACUCUAAAGAGCCUCAAAGUGGCACAAAUACUCAUCAUAUUUAAUGUCCUUUAAAACAAAAAAAAGCUGUUUUUUUUGUUGUUGUAUUGCAAGCCAAGUGCCUUUGUUUUUGCCAUGCAGUUCCAAAAACAAACCAGAAUGGUCCUCUAAAAUCACACUAAAGCUCAUAUUUAAUAACAUCAUUAAAGUUGCCAAGUGCCCUUUAUUGUAUCAGGAAAUUCUAAAAGCAAAUGAAACAGAAAACCCCCCAAAUGUCACGAAAUCUUAUUUAAUAGUCAUAAAAGGUUUCUUAGUGCCUUUGCUUUUAUCUUGCAACUCUAAAAACAAAUCAAAUGUAAAAAGCCCCAAAGUGGCAGCAACUCUCAUCUUAUUUUAAUAAAAUGUUCCUAAGUGGCUUUGUUUUUACUAUAUAAUUCUAAAAGCAAAUGAAACAAAAAAAAUACUGAAUGGCACAAAAGCUUAUGUUUAAUAAUGUCCCCAAAAAGUUGCUUUAGUGUCUUUUUUUACCUUGCAGAAACGAAUGAAACGCAACAGCCCAAAAGCUCAUCAUAUUUAAUAAUGUCCCCCAAAAAGCUUUUGUGCAGGCCCCAUUUUGUCUUGUCUUCUCCUGUGGUCCUAUUUGUCUUUGUUUUGCUCAUUUCCAAACAAAUAAUAGGAAAGUCCUAAUGUUUGCAUGUUUGCUUUAGGGGGCAUUAUGACCAUAUUUUCUUUUGUUUUUUUUUUUCCUUUAUCAUUUUGUCUUAAUUCUAGAAAAACAAAAAUGCUGAAGUGAUCAGUGUUCUCUCUGCUGUCAUCAUUUUGUUGGCGAAGUAUAACCAGGACAGUGUAAAUAAUUAAACCACAAAGAAAAUUAAAGAUGUCAAUUGUC